ACAUUGCUGUGAUAAGAAAAUCAGAAACCAUGUGAACCCUCCCAAAACCUUCUAUUUUAACAUGUGUUAAUAUUCACAUAUAAAAUGUAAACAACAAAGUAAUCCAACACAAAUUAUCUAAAACACUUUUUAACACGGAUUAUCAUAAACACUUUUCGAACAUAUCGCACAAUGCACAAAAAGCGAUACUUACCUAAAUGGAACAUACCGCCUCACAAAGACCUCUUCUUCUUCAGAGAAACGCCAAUCAAUGCAUGGAUCGACAUAGACCACAAAUUUAAAGCAUGUUUUAAAGAAGCGAAUAGAAAGUUGGAACAUGAAGUGGCACGGUACUUGCAGUCCAUCCGCCGACAGAAGCUAGAAAAGACACGAUUUAGGACCAAUGACCUCAAGAAGGAUAAGAAGCAGAAGCCUCAUCGGAUCCGUAAGCAGAUCGACCAGCGAUUUGUGGAACCGACGGUCCAAUCCAAGAGCUGCUACACCUUGGGAGUAACUACCUCCUUGUCGUCCGAGCGCUUAUGGCCUUACAGAACGAAACUGGGGGAUCCUGCCGAUCUAAAGCGAGAAGUCAAAGACGAGGCGAAGAAAUUUUCCGUAUCAGCUGUUGUGCAGACCAAAAGCAGAUCCUUCUUAGGAGGCCUCAAACAGUUCUUCGUCUGCAUACUCUCUUCCCAGUACUACGACACCUUAGGUCGUCCCACUUUGCUGAUGGUCUCGGUGAUAUUGCUGCUUCGAUAUUUUUCUUCGUUCAAAAGGCCAGUAGAGUACCUUGAUUCUGUGGGUUCAGAAAUGUAAUGUGUGGUCUGGUUAAUGUUUUGUAAUUAAAAUAGUUUUUAUUGUGGCUAAAGCUAAUUAUUACUUUAUUGUCUUUUAAGCCUAACCUAAUUGUUUAUGUUAUCUAUGAAUAAAAUGGAUCAAAGGCCUACUUUGGGGUAGAAAAAGAAACCUAAUUAAAACUAGUGUACUCCUGUGAGAAUUUUCACUAGUUAUAUCCGUGUAUACAAUAUAAUAUUAUUAUUGAUAAUUUACUCAACACAUC
Messenger RNA from Nezara viridula (southern green stink bug), 1039 nucleotides. NCBI's taxonomy places the organism in Eukaryota, Metazoa, Arthropoda, Insecta, Hemiptera, Pentatomidae. The record is from the annotation of a GenBank genome assembly.